CAGCUAUGGAGACUCAAAGGGCCAAGCCAAAGGUUUUGGCUUUGCUCUGAAGCGGAAAUACUAUCCCUCCCACCCACCUCUCCUUUUCUUGUAUGCUGGAAAUACACCUAUAGAAUAUAUAGACUUCCUUCUAUCUCUCUCUCCACUUAUACUCAAUCUCCAUUCCAACCUACCACUCUCAUUCUCUCUCUAAAACCAUAUAAAAAAUUUGUACUUUGUUUCUCUCUGUCUCUCUCUUACCCUUUUAUUCUCUCUUCUUGCUUCUUCAAACCUGAAUAUCAACAGCUAGCCAAGAUAGAGAAAAAGGAAAAGUAGAAAAUACAUAUAAAAGUGAUGAUAGUCACGUCUCAACCUCCAAAACCCUUCCUUGAAUCCAACUCUACUCCACAUCCAUAUCCAAAUCUUGGUCUCUCAUUGUCCCAAUAAUCAAAAUUGUAAUAAUUUAGUCCCAAAAAAGACUUUUUCUUUCCCUUCUCUACCCAAAAGAAUUUUUAUUUUUAUUUUUUUCUUUGUAUGGUCCCAAAUAUGACUGAGGUACUCCAAUCCCCAUCUCAUUUUCCUUCGCCUUCACCUUCAAGCUCUUCCACAGCAUGUGCACCACCCACACCCAAUGAUGGUUCAAAUUCACAUGGCCUUAUUAACAAUCCCAGAGUAGUUGAAAGGGUUCAGGGACAUUUGGAUUCGGAGCAGGUGGAAGAACAAGGUAGUGGGGGAGACAGGAAAAGGAAAGAAAGGGACAGAGAAGGAGAUCAGCUGUCUCUCUUGACGCUUGUUGUGGCUGCUUUUAGGAAGUCUUUGAUUGGGUGUAGUGCUGGCAGAGGAAAGCUCUCAUCAAUGGAGAUUGGUUGGCCGGCAAAUGUUAGGCAUGUUGCCCAUGUCACCUUUGAUCGUUUUAAUGGGUUUCUUGGUUUGCCGGUUGAGUUUGAACCUGAAGUUCCCAGAAGAGCUCCUAGUGCAAGUGCAAGUGUUUUUGGGGUUUCAACGGAGUCUAUGCAGCUAUCAUUUGAUUCUAGAGGAAACAGUGUCCCUACAAUACUCCUGCUGAUGCAGAGACGUUUAUAUGCGCAAGGAGGUCUGCAGGCCGAAGGAAUCUUCAGAAUUAAUGCUGAUAACAGCCAGGAGGAGUAUGUUAGGGAUCAAUUAAAUCGUGGAGUGGUACCAGAUGGCAUUGAUGUACACUGCUUGGCAGGUCUUAUAAAGGCUUGGUUUAGGGAACUCCCAACUGGUGUAUUAGACUCUCUCUCACCAGAGCAGGUAAUGCAAGCUCAGUCAGAAGAGGAGUGUGCUCAACUUGCGAGGCUCCUUCCCCCAACAGAAUCUGCAUUGCUUGAUUGGGCAAUAAACCUAAUGGCUGAUGUUGCAGAACUGGAACAUCUGAACAAGAUGAAUGCCCGAAACAUUGCAAUGGUUUUUGCACCAAACAUGACUCAAAUGGUAGAUCCUUUGACUGCAUUGAUGUAUGCAGUCCAAGUGAUGAAUUUUCUCAAGACCCUUAUCACAAAGACACUUAGAGAAAGAGAAGACUCUGUGGUGGAAACCUCUCCCAUGUCCCGAGUAGAACCUUUUGAUGAAGAUGGGAAUCAAAACUGUAGCCAACCAUAUCUUCAAGAGGACAAGGAAGAGGCUAACAAGGGAAAUGAAGGAGAGAAAGUAUUUACCAUUGACGAACCUGCUUCUGAGAGCUCCUCUUACUCUAGCCAAGAUGAAACCACAACAGGAAAUGGACAGCAUAGUUUCUUAUCUUCCAUUGAGAAUAUCAUUCCGGGGGGGAACCUGUUGCUGGUUGACAAUUGUCCAUGUGAGGUUGCAUCCCAAGUUUUCUCCUUAACAGAUGGUCUCCAGGAUGGCGGGGAGGCUGAAACAAACGCUUGCAAGAACACAACAGGUCGGUCAACUGGUUCAAAUCUCAAAAAGGGAUGCAAGAAGGUAAAUGAGCAGCUAAUGGUACAGAGCAUACGACCUGCAGAGAAGAACAAGAAAACUGGAAUUAUUCGCCGCUUGAAUUCAAGAAAAGAACUGGUGGAAGCUUGGCGGUGAAAGGUCAUCUAAUCUCUAAUGCUGAUAUGGUGGAGGAAUUGUGGUGGUUUGGUUUGAUUUGCCAGCUUGUAGAAACUAAGCUGGCAUUUUGUUUCUGUGUAAUUUCAAUGUGUGCUUUUUCACAUUUGUUUCUUGGUGAAGUUUCUUUUAACCUUUGUUUCGUGUUUGGUAGUUUGGUAAGCCACAUUAACAUCUUCCGCCUUUGGAUGUAAAGCUUUUAUUCUAAGUUUCUAACCCUAGUUUUAUGUCUUCA
Molecule: messenger RNA, 2290 nt
Organism: Ziziphus jujuba (common jujube)
Lineage: Eukaryota; Viridiplantae; Streptophyta; Magnoliopsida; Rosales; Rhamnaceae
Product: rho GTPase-activating protein 5
Exons: 5
Coding region: 514-2037 (507 amino acids)
Biological process (GO): signal transduction
Molecular function (GO): GTPase activator activity
Source: RefSeq, a predicted model, not a curated record